Messenger RNA from Amphimedon queenslandica, 1648 nucleotides. RefSeq lists its product as uncharacterized. Bases 104 to 1648 code for a protein of 514 amino acids. The record is from RefSeq and is a predicted model, not a curated record. NCBI's taxonomy places the organism in Eukaryota, Metazoa, Porifera, Demospongiae, Haplosclerida, Niphatidae. The transcript has 6 exons.
UCUUCUCUCAUUCCUUCAGGGUUCUGUUGUUGAUCCUCUUACCCUGCCCAGUAUUAAUCUUCCUGAUAUUCCUUCAGAGGAAGUUCAUUACAUUCUUGAGAGGAUGGAGGCUGGUGGGUAUGGAUCUACUGAGAGCAUCCUAGAGAGUGUUCAAGACAAACCAUACGGAAGUGUUGCGGCAACAUUUUACUUACUAGCAGAAGCUGAGAGACAUCGGAAACUUCAUGUACAGUCACCACAGCAUGUUGUGGCUCCCUGUCAGAUCAGUGCUAGUGUGCUAGGAGGGGGAGGAGGAGGAGAGACUGCUAAUACUUCACGGAAAAUAUCAGUCCCUGCACAACCUCCACUUAAUAACAUUUUAAAAUCAAACCCAGCUGGAGGAAGUUAUAAAUCUCACGGUCAUGCUGAGACUGGCGUCCUCCUCCCAAGACGACGGACAACAACAGAAGAACCAGUGACCAGUAAAGCUCGUUCAUCUUCCUCCCCCACCCACUUAACAAAGAGUCCAUACCAGAACCCUAACUACACCAGCCCCAGACUUGGUGUAGGAGGAGAGCAAGUCUCAAACACUAACACAAGGAAACCCUUAUUCCCCAUUCAAAGUGUUGCAGAGGACUCUACCGGACUAUCAGAGACCGACAGUCAAUCGACGCUAGACCUACCACCACCUCCUCCAAGAAUGAGACACUUAUCAGCCUGUGAGGAGGAAGGUGAAUCAGACGAGGUCAUUGUUGAUGGCAUGAGGUCACAGUCCCCGCUACCAAGCCCACGGUCUCGCCGCCUCCUCUCCGCCCGUAGCUCCCCUAACCUAGCAAAGAGCGUUAGUCGGAGUGACUUCAGUGAUGAAGAAGAUGAUGAUGAUAUAAUGGACCUGUCCACUGUCCCACGUUCCCAUCCGACCCACCCCUCCCCUCUUGCCUCCCCUCACUUAUCUUACUCUCGUCUCUCCCCUACUCACAGUCAAGGCUAUAGUUCUGAUGAGGAGUCACUCUCACACACUCUCUUGUAUGAUGGACGUCGUAAACGCUCGAGCAAAAGGAUCCGUUAUAACAAGGCGCUCCAUCCUCUUGUGAGGGUUGAUAGUGCUAGCAGUGACGAUGGCUCUUUCAAUGACAAACACUUGCGUCAUAGUCUACCGAAGUUUGGUAAAGAUAAGCUCAGAAAAAUGCUACCGUAUCGGAACUUAAUUGGUGUAGGAGGAGAGCAAGUCUCAAACACUAACACAAGGAAACCUUUAUUCCCCAUUCAAAGUGUUGCCGAGGACUCUACCGGACUAUCAGAGACCGACAGUCAAUCAACACUGGACCUACCACCACCUCCUCCAAGAAUGAGACACUUAAUAGCCUGUGAGGAGGAAGGUGAAUCAGACGAGGUCAUCGUUGAUGGCAUGAGGUCACAGUCCCCACUACCAAGCCCAUGGUCUCGCCGCCUCCUCUCCGCCCAUAGCUCCCCUAACCUGGCAAAGAGCGUUAGUAGGAGUGACUUUAGUGAUGAAGAGGAUGAUGAUGAUAUAAUGGACCUGUCCACUGUCCCACUCAAGGCUAUAGCUCUGACGAGGAGUCACUCUCGCACACUCUCUUGUAUGAUGGACGUCGUAAAUGCUCGAGCAAAAGGAUCCGUUAUAACAAGGCGCUCCAUCCUCUUGUGA